This is a messenger RNA of Drosophila montana, 8390 nucleotides long. RefSeq names its product Rho guanine nucleotide exchange factor 2 (gene RhoGEF2). Gene Ontology annotation, biological process: G protein-coupled receptor signaling pathway. NCBI's taxonomy places the organism in Eukaryota, Metazoa, Arthropoda, Insecta, Diptera, Drosophilidae. The transcript is spliced from 24 exons. Bases 160 to 7962 code for a protein of 2600 amino acids. Gene Ontology annotation, cellular component: cytoplasm. The record is from RefSeq and is a predicted model, not a curated record. Gene Ontology annotation, molecular function: guanyl-nucleotide exchange factor activity; G protein-coupled receptor binding.
UGUUUUUCGCUCGGAGAUUCAUUGUGUUUCAGACGAGUUAAGUGCCGUUUUAGGAUCAGAGACCCAUGUGAAUACGGAUUCUUUCGGCUAUUUACAAGUAUUUACUGCAAAUCGCAGCAAUAUUUCGAUAUUUUAUUUUAAAGACCAUUGCGGGACUCUAUGGAUGACCCAUCAAUCAAAAAGCGAUUGAUUGAUUUUGGUACCGACGAUCAUGAGUACGAUGAAGUCCAUGAACUACCAGAGGAAUCAAACAAUCAGUUAUUGCAGUCAACAUCAACUUCACAAAAUAGCCAUACUGGAGACAACAGUGCCGUAGCAUCAAGCACUACUGCUGUCGCUGGGGGCACAGCAACCGAGGAUUCGCUGCCAGAGUUGCCACCUCCAAAGCAGAAAUCUGUAAAGAAUUCCAAGAAUAAACAAAAGCAGAAAUCAGCCAACAAAUCAAAAAUACCACGAUCUCCGUCUCUGGCUAGCAGCUUUAGUAGCUUGGCUAGCAGCUUUAGUGGCAGCCAUAACAAUAAUAACAACGUUCCACCACAGACGCCUCCAUUGCCAAGCAGUUAUCAACAGCAGAAUAAAAAAAAUAAGGCGAAACUUAUGAAUGGUGCGGAGAACUCUGAUUGUGCAAGUGCAACGCCAGUGGCUGCACUUGCCGUACCCGGACCAUGUGAGAGCAAUCUAAUGGGAACUGGUGUCCUAUUAAGUCCAGUUCUUACAGCUGAUGGCGACGGUAUCACUAACGUGGGAACCAGCCCGUGUUCAACGGGUAGUCGUCCUCAGACACUCCAACUAACUCCAAUUGCCCCAGUGCAAAAACCAAUGACUCCCAACCCAGCAUCACCAAAAAAUUUUCAGUAUUUAACCUUAACUGUUCGGAAGGAUGAUAAUGGCUAUGGUAUGAAAGUAUCCGGCGACAACCCGGUUUUUGUGGAAAGCGUAAAGCCCGGUGGAGCUGCACAAAUUGCUGGUUUAGUUGCCGGAGACAUGAUCUUGAAGGUAAAUGGACAAGAAGUUCGGCUGGAAAAACACCCGACUGUUGUGAGUUUAAUCAAAGCUUCCACAAUUGUGGAACUGUCUGUAAAACGCAGUCAAAAGAUGUCUAGGCCCACAUCUGUGGGAAUUGUGCCAACGACACCGGUACUCUCGGGCCGCGAUCGCACAGCCUCAAUUACUGGACCCCAACCUGUUGAUAGCAUUAAACGACGAGAGAUGGAAACGUACAAGAUUCAAACCCUACAAAAAAUGUUGGAGCAAGAAAAAUUAAAUCUGGAGCGUCUUAAAGGCGACACAAACAAUCCCAGCUAUAAACUGUCGGAGGCAAACAUACGAAAGCUGCGUGAACAAUUACGUCAAGUAGGAGCUGAGGAUAUGCCAGCAAUUAAAUGUCAAGCCGCUGCAAUCGACAAAAAUACUGAUUUACUAAUACACAAUCAAAUUCCAAAUUUGUCUGUUGUCACUACUCAUCACAAUCAGCAGCACCAUCUUCACAACAACAACAAUCAUCACCACCAACAGGCUAGCACACCACAGUCGCAAUCAACACAACACACAUCACCCGCAUUCCUAUCGCUACUGCCACGCUCACUUUCGUCUCUUUCGCUGGGUACGCGAAAGAAUAAGAUCGACAAAGAUUUGCUAACCUCGACACUAAAUAAUACAACGGACGUGUUACCCCAGCAGCGAAUUCAAGAUGCUUUUAAUCCAAUGUCGCAGUCCCUUUACCACCAUGUCCAAACGAACACGUCGAAUAUCCAUCAGAAUACGCAGCGUAGUUUGCAACAACAAUAUGUUUAUCAGCAGCAACGAUUAAGAGAAAAUUUAAAAUCAGCAUCAGGAUCAAAGUGUAAAAACAUGUUUACAAUAUCAAAGAGCUUGAUCGAGGAAGAUAUUCCGCCGCCCCUACCACAGCGUAAUCCAACAAGGCAACUUACCUUGGAUUUGGGUAAUGCAAACAGUGCCCACCUUUUUUCCCCGAUUUCCGACUUGGAUCGUGCUGGCAGUCCCCAGCGGAGUUCACCGAAGUCGAGCGCAAAUACAAACGACAACAGUAGUCCUGUAAUUAAUAACAAUAACAAUAACAGCAGUGCCAAGGCAAAGCGAUCAAAAGUCAAAGCUAAAGCUUUAUCGGAUCCAAAAAUGACAACGCAAAUGUUUUUACAAAUGGAAACAACUAAUAGGUCACUUGUAACUGAAGAUGUGAGUAAUUGUGGCAACAUGGAAGUAGACAAUGUUCCCCCGCCUUUGCCUCCACGGCAGCCGGGGAUGUUGUCAGAAGAGAUAAAUCGUGGCAGCUGCCAGAACCUAAAUACUGGACGUGCACAACCAAAUUCUGUAGGUACUGGUUACAAUUAUCCACUUGUUUCGACAUGUACUGCAGUUCAAAGCGACAAUAUAAAGGCGGCCUUUCCAUUAUCGCAACGCCCCAACAUAGUUAAGAAAUUGCAACAGAACCAGCAACAACAACAGCCACUCGGCGGUAUGUCCACAGCAGUCCUAGGUCAAACACCCCCGCUAAAUCAAAUGAAACAUCGACGCGUUGGCUCUUCACCGGACAAUAUGCAUCCAAGACACCCGGAUAGACUAGUAAAAACCACCUCUGGCUCUUGGGAGAUCGUGGAGAAAGAUACCGAGAUAACGCCACCAGGUACUCCACCGCCGCCUUACUUAACAAGUUCACACAUGCCCGUACUUGAAGAUCCAAAUGAAAGCUGCAGUGGCGGAGCUGGAAUAUUUAUAGAAGCACAUCACUUUACGCCACUGGCGUGUGCAACCUCACCUUCGCAGCAGCCUCUACAUUCCAGCCGCAUACAGGCGGCUCAGUCUACAGACACUCAGAAGGAAAUUAUAUCAAUGGAAGACGAGAACUCUUCUGAUCAGGAAGAACCAUUUAUCGAUGAGAAUGGACCAUUUAACAACUUAACCCGGUUGCUUGAGUCCGAAAAUGUUGUUUUUCUAGCUGUCUUCCUUAACUAUGUUUUAUCCAAUUCCGAACCAGCACCACUUCUUUUCUAUCUUAUAACUGAACUAUACAAGGAGGGUACUUCCAAGGACAUGCGAAAAUGGGCCUAUGAAAUACACUCAACUUUCCUUGUACCGCGUGCACCGCUGUCUUGGUAUCGACAAGACGAGUCCUUAGCGAGGGAAGUCGACAAUGUGCUACAGCUGGAAUUCGAUAAAGUGGAAAUAUUGCGAACUGUGUUUUUACGCAGUCGCAAACGGGCCAAGGACAUCAUUAGCGAACAGUUACGGGAAUUUCAACAGAAACGCACGGCCGGUCUGGGAACCAUAUAUGGGCCUACCGACGACAAGCUCGCUGAAGCGAAGGGGGACAAGCAGAGGGAACAAAUUAUCGACAAAUAUCUUAUGCCUAACCUGCAAUUGUUAAUUGAAGAGUUUGAAAAGGAUUUGCCACAAGAAGAUGCUCGGAAACUUGCCUUGUGUUCUGCUCUUUCAACGGUGAUAAACCGCAUAUUUACGACGCGUUCGCAUCCAAACAGUAUAGUGGAUCGUGUACACCAUUUCGUUAGCCGUGAAAAGAGUUUCAAAUCACGAAUAAUGGGCAAAAAUCGGAAGAUGAUUGUACGGGGUCAUCCAUUAGUAUUACGACAAUACUACGAAGUGACACAUUGUAAUCAUUGCCAAACGAUUAUAUGGGGUGUGAGCCCGCAAGGUUAUCAUUGCACAGACUGUAAAUUAAACAUUCACCGUCCGUGCUCGAAAGUGUUAGAUGAAAGCUGCCCGGGACCUCUUCCUCAGGCAAAACGACACCCGCACAACGACAAUAAAAUUAGUAAAUUUAUGGGUAAAAUAAGGCCCCGGACGAGUGAUUUUAUAGCAAAUGAAAAACGCGCUCGUCAGGAUGAGGACAUGGAUGCAGAGUCAAUUAACGACCGCGUACACUCAUCAAUUGUUCGCCAGCCAUCAGACCGCAGGCUUGAUGCUAACAUAUCGAUUCGUUCUAAUGGCAAUACAUCCAGUAGCACCUCUGUGCUUAAUAGUAGCGAUCUGCAAAAUUCUUUUCACGCUACCAGCAACGCCAACGAAAGUGCUACCAGUAGUGGUGGCUUCGUAGGUGCCUCAGAUCUUACUAUAAGCUCGGGUUCUACGACUUUAUCUAAUUGUUUGACAGGCGGGAGUGGUAUGACUUCUAUAAGUGAUCUAAAUGCACCUGAAUCGGCCGAUAGUAAGGAUGCGCGAAAAGAAACUUUUUACCAACAUAACAAAAGCGCUCCGGUAUCGGUAAACCGCUCAGAGUCGUACAAGGAACGACUUUCAAACAAGCGGAUCCGUAAUAGCCGUCGCAAAACUUCAGACCCGAGCUUAUCAUCGCGAACCAAUGAUGACCAAGCAGACCUGGGCCUCUCAACAUCAAACUAUACGGGAAGCUCAAGUUCUAGUCUCUCUUCGGGAGGUGGCUCUGAUAGUCCAAGUACCUCAAUGGAGCAGGUUGCUAGUGGUAUUGCCACGGCAACCAUUGGGACAGCCGUCAUAACCAGUGCAGCCAAUUUUCACCAGCAUCCACAUAUCCUUAUGCAGCAGCACGCAAAUCAGCACAGUCAGCAAGAUUCGUUUCAAGGUAGCGUGGGAAGUAACAGUAGUGCCAGCAACACAAGCUUCUGGAAUGCCGGACAACCUGUGCAACGUCAGUGGAAUUUUGAAAGCGAUGAUGACGAUCUCAAUGAAACGGACUGGAGUUCAAUAGUUGCUGUUGAGAUGCUUGCAGCGCUAACAGAUGCUGAAAAAAAGCGACAAGAAAUUAUAAAUGAAAUCUAUCAAACAGAACGAAAUCACGUCCGCACUCUUAGAUUAUUGGAUCGUUUGUUCUUUUUGCCUCUCUAUGACAGUGGUUUGCUGUCCCAAGACCAUUUAUUGCUAUUAUUUCCCCCUGCAUUGCUAUCGUUGCGUGAGCUUCAUGGUGCCUUCGAACAAAAGCUUAAGCAACGUCGCGUAGAUCAUAAUCACGUGGUACAACACGUUGGUGAUUUGCUCUCGGACAUGUUUGAUGGUAAAUCUGGUGAGGUGCUUUGUGAACACGCUGCUUCAUUUUGCGCUCGCCAGCAAAUAGCACUUGAAGCAUUAAAAGAAAAGCGACACAAGGACGAACAAUUGCAAAAAUUGCUUAAAAAAUCGGAGUCACAUAAGGCUUGUCGUCGACUAGAGCUGAAGGACUUAUUGCCCACGGUAUUACAGCGACUGACCAAAUAUCCUCUUCUGUUUGAGAAUCUUUAUAAGGUCACUAUUCGAGUACAACCUGAAAACACCACUGAAGCAGACGCUAUACAGCGCGCCGUGGAGUCGUCGAAGAAGAUUCUUGUUGAAGUAAACAAGGCUGUCAAAACAGCUGAAGAUGCUCACAAGUUGCAGAACAUUCAACGCAAAUUAGACAAAUCUUCAUAUGAUAAAGACGAAUUUAAAAAACUAGAUUUAACACAACAUCGUCUCGUUCAUGACGGAAACUUAACGAUGAAAAAGAAUCCUAGUAUACAACUUCAUGGAUUGCUUUUUGAAAAUAUGAUAGUUUUGCUAACAAAACAGGACGAUAAAUAUUUACUAAAGAAUCUUCAUACACCACUAGCUGUCAGUAAUAAGCCUGUAAGCCCUAUUAUGAAUAUUGACUCGGAGACUUUAGUGCGUCAGGAAGCCGCUGAUAAAAAUUCGUUCUUUUUAAUAAAGACAAAGACCUCUCAAAUGCUAGAGCUUCGGGCGCCUAGCAGCUCUGAGUGCAAAACGUGGUUUAAACACAUAUCUGAUGCUGCUGCACAACAAUAUAAGCCUCGAUUGAAAAAUGCUAACAAUCAAGAUGCGCCUAGUGAUGACCCUGUUAUCCCCACAACACCGCAUUCACAUACCAGAGAGUCAGUGGAACAAACGCCUGACCGUUCCCAACCAACAAGCGCUACUGCAAUUGUUACUACAACUCCUCUGGCACCGCUUCUACCAAUAGCUACUGUAGCACCAGCCCCAACCACAAUUAAUAACUAUGACAGUGGUGCUCAGCUAAGUAAUUGCCGUCGCGAAAGCACUAACACUGAUAAUGAAGGCUAUUACAACAUAAUGGCUAAGCGACGCCUCAGCCAAAACGACACAAGCGCGGUCAUAAGUCGUACCAUGUCCACGCGUAGCUGUGGAGAGUCUAACAAUAACUAUCCCACCAUUACUCAGGAUAUAAAUACUGUAUGUUUGCGUCACACCCAAUCAGCACGUGAGGCCAAUAACGAGGACCGCGCAAUGAACUACGAGUUAAUAGGCGGACAGUCAAAGCGCGACAGCGCUAGCAUCGUUUGCUCGAAUAAUUCUAAUAACACUCGCACAUUACUCAUGCAGUCACCCCUUGUUGAACCAACCGCGAUUCAAAUUAGCAUAAGCCCUGCGCACACUGCCGAGCCGGUGUUGACGCCAGCUGAGAGAUUACGUCGCCUAGAUGCUUCUAUUCGAAACGGUUUACUGGAGAAGCAGAGAAUUAUUUGUGAUAUAUUUCGCUUGCCAGUGGAGCAUUUUAACGAAAUUGUCGAUAUUGCUAUGAUGCCAGAAGCACCCAAAGACAGCGCUGAUAUUGCACUAGCUGCCUAUGAUCAAGUCCAGAUGUUGACCAAAAUCUUAAAUGAUUACAUGCAUGUGUCUCCGGAAAUGGAGAUAUCAGCUGUAUCGACGGCUGUGUGUGACCAUUGUCACGAAAAGGAAAGGCUUCUCAAUAUUGCAAUGUCUCCGCCACCAUUACCGAAACCAAAAAAGCAACAGCAGGCUCAACAGCAAACACCACAGCUAAAGAAAACAUCAAAACAUAAAUCACUUCUUGUUGAAGAGGUAGCUAUACAUGAAGAUGACGACGGAUAUUGCGAAAUUGACGAGUUGCGUUUGCCUUCUAUUCCUGCAAAGUCAUCAGAUACGGCUACCCCGUUGGCGCCCUUUAAGUUUUUAAAUGUGCCAGCUACAGAAAAUAGUUUGAUAUUGCCUCAGUCAAACAGCAAUAAUACUGAUAUAGACAAAAGACAAAGCACCAUUAGUGUUGAUGGCAUUUGUGGAGAAUCGCCUGAUGAGUUGCAUUCAGGUGUAGGUUUCAAUGCCCAUAACUCAGAGGCAUCAAUAACCCUUAAAGCUCCAAAAUUAAAUGAAUCAACUGAAAUAAUAGAGCAUAUAACUUUAUCUGAACUUAACGAUAAGAAUCAAAUACUAGCAACAAAAAUGACAAACCAGUCGUCUCAACAGACGGGAGACUCGUUCGAUGCGAAGCAAAAUGAGGAAUCUGCAGACAAAAGUGACCACAUUGAAAUUAAUGAUGUGUAUGAUAAUUUGCAGGCUGCACUUAAUAGGACUCACACAAGAUUAUCCACGGAUGACAUUUCCCCAAAAACAACACAGGCAAUGCCUCCAGCUGAAGUGGAAAAAGGGGCAGGCUCAGCACCCACUGUUGGAAACGUAUGUAGACUUAACCGCAUUCAGCACGCUAAUUCUCUAGAGCCAAGCGUUCCAUGUCAUGCUCUCAGCAGUAUUGUAAAUGUGUUGAAUGAGCAAAUUUCUCUACUUUUGCCCAAAAUUAAUGAACGCGAUGUUGAGCGCGAGCGUCUACGCAAGGAAAAUCAACAUUUACGUGAACUUUUAAGUGCCAUGCAUGAUCGUCAGCGAGUUGAUGUAAUACAGCACACUCCAACCGAUAUCCUGACGAUUAUGCAAGCGGCUGACGCAGAAUUCGAAGAUGAUAUUGACUCAAUUUCCAACAUAUCCCUUACACCAACACCCACACCGUUACCUUCCGAUUGUACUGUUGAAGCAAAGGGAGAUUCGCAGGAUCUUCCAUCACAUUUAGCUGCAGACUUUCUGGAAACCAAGGAUUCUAAACAAAACGUUGACCGUGAUAUACAAUUGCCAGGCGAUUCUCACAGGCAACCAGAAACCUUAUUAGAUGCCGCCGAUGAAAAUAAAACAAUGGAGCAGCAACGCGAAGAUAAAAGCGUUAAGAACUAGCGACAGAAUGCAACACCUUACCUGGUGUUAAACAUUCCGCAUUGUCUUUUGCGAAAAUGAUGCGGUGGACCUACAAUACUGUGACUGCUCCUUCAUGCAAUGUCUUAAGAAAGCGUUGAAAUAUACAAUAGCUUCUUUUAUGCAGGUUUAAGCACAAAUCUUUGCAACGCCAUUGUCCAAUUGAAUUGGCAGCGUCUGUGUUAAUAUGGCCUUAUUAAAACAUUCAACUACUUAUUAUAGCUACUUUUGCUUUACUAAGUUGUAACUUGUAGUGGCUUAAGGGUGAAAUAAGUUUUGCUUUAAAAUACCUAUGUAAAUUCCAUUUAGUGACAUUAAAUAAUUUAAUACAAAUUAAUAUUAGUCAUUUUGCGAUAAAAAGCAAUUAUUGUAUAUGAAAUAUUACGAAUAUACUUGAUGUAAAACAAACG